AUGGUGUCGUAUGCAAAUGGCCUCACCCAAGCUCAAUUGGAUCAAUUUGACCAAGAUGGAUGUCUUUGCUUGCCCGAUUUCAUUACCCCCGAAGAAGUCAAGACCUUGCUCGAUAAAAGUAAGCAAUUGAUCCACGAAUUCGACAUGACCAACCACCCGCUCACAAAGUUCUCCACCGAUACCGAUAACCAUGUCGGUAAUGAUUAUUUCCUUGAUUCUUCCGAUAAGAUCUCCUUUUUCUUUGAAAAUGACGCUUUUGAAGAUGGGAAACUCACCAAACCGAAGGAAAAAUCCAUCAACAAAAUUGGCCAUGCGCUUCAUUGUCUCGAUCCCGAUUUUGAAAAAGUGUCAUUUAGUGACAAAGUCAAAGGGGUUUCUAAAAGUUUACAAUUCAAAGACCCAAGAAUCCUCCAAAGCAUGGUGAUUUGUAAACUCGAAGAAAUCGGUGGCGAAGUCCCAUCGCAUACUGAUUCACAAUUUCUCUACACAAAACCCCUUGAACUUUGUGGGUUUUGGUUCGCACUUGAAGAUUGUACCAUCGCCAACGGCUGUCUUAGUUAUAAUCCUGGCUCUCACAAAAGAUUCCCAGUCGCUAAAAGAUUUGUCAAGGUUGACAAGGGGAAGAAAGGUUGUGGGUUCAUUGAUCUAGUAUCCAAAGAGGAGCUUGAAAAUGUACCAAAAGACAAUCCCGAUGAUUACAAGUACGUUGAGUGCAAAGCUGGUUCGUUGGUUUUGAUACAUCAUUCUGUAUUGCAUAAAUCGAAUCCAAACACUUCGCAAAAUUCGAGAUUUGCCUACGUUUUUCAUGUCAUUGAAGGAGAGGCCGAGUAUGAUCCCCUCAAUUGGUUGCAAGUUCCUCCUUGUGAGGAUGGUGCCACUGAAUUCAGUAAAUUGUAUUGA
Messenger RNA from Saccharomycopsis crataegensis, 900 nucleotides. Its product is annotated as phytanoyl-CoA dioxygenase family protein. Bases 1 to 900 code for a protein of 299 amino acids. NCBI's taxonomy places the organism in Eukaryota, Fungi, Ascomycota, Saccharomycetes, Ascoideales, Saccharomycopsidaceae. The record is from RefSeq and is a predicted model, not a curated record. The transcript has a single exon.